AUGGCUUCUCGUUUUAGCUUGAAGAUGAAGACCCUCUCCCUGCUUGCCCUCUCCCUUGCCGUCUUCGUGGAGGGCACUCUGGGGGAAGUAACUUGUGAGAAUCUGGGGGAGGACAAGUGCGCGUUCGCUGUGUCGGCGACGGGGCAGCGGUGCGUGCUGGAGAAGCAGGUGAAGCGCACCGGAGAAGAGAAGUUCGUGUGCCGCACGUCGGACAUUGAAGCCAACAAGUUGAAGGAUUUGGUGGAGAGCGACGAGUGCAUCAAGGCCUGCGGCGUCGACAGGAAGUCUCUUGGCAUCUCCUCCGAUUCCCUGCUUGAGUCUCGCUUCACCCACAAGCUUUGCUCCUCUGAGUGCUACCAGUCCUGCCCCAACAUCGUUGAUCUGUACUUCAACCUUGCUGCCGGCGAAGGCGUAUUUCUUCCUAAACUAUGCGAGGCGCAAAGCGUGCGUAGGGGAAUGGCGGAGAUCCGAAGCUCUGGCUUUGUUGCAACCGCACCCAAGGCAGAAGUGCAUUCUUCUUUGUUUACGACAUGGCAUGUCGCCAUUUUGCUUCAAAUGCAGCUUGAGGCCUUAAUGGAUUUGCUCACUGCCUUGAGAUGGGCAGUAGUGGUUCUACAUUUUUCUGCGAUAAAAGAGGUUCUUUAUAAUGUUUGA
Malania oleifera is the source of this 654-nucleotide messenger RNA. RefSeq lists its product as uncharacterized. The transcript is spliced from 5 exons. Bases 1 to 654 code for a protein of 217 amino acids. The record is from RefSeq and is a predicted model, not a curated record. NCBI's taxonomy places the organism in Eukaryota, Viridiplantae, Streptophyta, Magnoliopsida, Santalales, Ximeniaceae.